AACGAAAUACUCUUUAUUCGAACGACAACGGGAUCUCUUGUUCAGUAGAUCACCAGCCUUACUCCGACGUUUAUUACGAAUUUUUUCGGUGACUCGGUGACAACUACAAAACUGCGUGCGGUGCUGUAGAGAUUUUCGCUUGGGAAAAUACAAAAGUUUUAUUUAUAUAUUUAUAUUUUGAAAAUCGCGAACAAACGCGUAACGAUUGAAUUAAUUUAGAGGACCCCAGGAUACCAGGAAAAUCUGACAUAGCAGAAUGUCGUCAUCGCAGGCUGUACGCACUUCGAAAUACUCCUACCGGGCCACAUCGACCGGACCCGGUGGUGCCGAUGUCAACAUCGAAUACAUCCAGGACUUGAGCUCGCUCUCCCGCUUGGAGGACAAGAUCCGUUUGCUCCAAGAUGAUCUUGAAGUUGAACGUGAGUUGCGUCAAAGGAUCGAGCGCGAGAAAGCCGAUCUCAGCGUGCAGGUCAUACAGAUGUCCGAGCGUCUCGAGGAGGCCGAAGGUGGUGCUGAACAUCAAUUUGAAGCCAACCGCAAGCGUGAUGCUGAGCUUCUGAAGCUCCGUAAGCUGCUUGAGGAUGUUCAUCUUGAAUCCGAGGAGACCACCAUUCUCUUGAAGAAAAAGCACAACGAAAUUAUUACGGAUUUCCAGGAACAGGUUGAAAUCCUAACGAAAAACAAGGCUAGAGCCGAGAAGGACAAGUCCAAAUUCCAGGCCGAAGUCUACGAGCUGCUCUCGCAAAUCGAGGUCUACAACAAGGAGAAGAUUGUGUCGGAGAAGCACAUCUCCAAGCUGGAGAUCUCCAUUACGGAGCUGAAUGUGAAGAUCGAGGAGCUGAACCGCACCGUGAUCGAUAUCACAUCGCACAAAUCUCGCCUCUCGCAGGAGAACAUUGAGCUGAUCAAGGACGUCCAAGAUCUCAAAGUGCAGCUCGACACUGUCUCGUUUUCCAAGAGCCAGGUCAUCUCCCAGCUGGAGGAUGCUCGCCGUCGCUUGGAAGACGAGGACCGUCGUCGCUCCAUGCUCGAAUCUUCUCUGCAUCAGGUUGAGAUCGAAUUGGACUCGAUUCGCAGUCAACUCGAGGAAGAGUCAGAGGCGCGCAUUGACUUGGAACGUCAGUUGGUCAAGGCCAAUGCUGAUGCCACUUCGUGGCAAAACAAGUGGAAUGCCGAAGUGGCAGCCCGCGCUGAGGAGGUCGAAGAGAUUCGUCGCAAGUACCAGGUGCGCAUCACCGAGCUGGAGGAGCACAUCGAGUCCCUCAUCGUCAAGGUCAACAACUUGGAGAAGACCAAGACCCGUCUGGCCAGCGAAGUGGAGGUUCUCAUCAUCGAUCUGGAGAAGUCCAACAACAGCUGCCGGGAGCUCACCAAGGCCGUCAACACCCUGGAGAAGCACAACGUUGAGCUGAAGAGCCGCCUCGAUGAGACCAUCGUUCUGUUCGAGACCAGCCAGCGCGAUCUGAAGAACAAGCAGAUCGAUCUGGUUCGCACCGUGCACGAGCUGGACAAGGUCAAGGACAACAACAACCAGUUGGUCCGCGAGAACAAGAAGUUGGGCGAUGAUCUGCAUGACGCCAAGGGCGCCAUCAACGAACUGAACCGUCGCCUCCACGAGCUGGAGCUGGAGCUGCGUCGUCUGGAGAACGAGCGCGAUGAGCUGACCGCUGCCUACAAGGAAGCCGAGGCUGGCCGCAAGGCUGAGGAGCAGCGUGGUCAGCGUUUGGCCGCCGACUUCAACCAGUACCGUCACGACGCCGAGCGUCGUCUGGCUGAGAAGGAUGAGGAGGUUGAGGCCAUUCGCAAGCAGACCUCGAUCGAGAUCGAGCAGCUCAGUGCCCGCGUGGUUGAGGCUGAGACUCGUCUGAAGACCGAGGUGAUUCGCAUCAAGAAGAAGCUGCAGAUCCAGAUCACCGAGCUGGAGAUGUCCCUGGAUGUGGCCAACAAGACCAACAUCGAUCUCCAGAAGGUGAUCAAGAAGCAGUCGCUGCAGCUGACCGAGCUCCAGGCCCACUACGAGGAUGUGCAGCGCCAGCUGCAGGCCACCCUUGACCAGUACGGCAUCGCCCAGCGUCGUCUGGCCGGUCUCAAUGGUGAGCUGGAGGAGGCCCGCUCCCACUUGGACAGCGCCAACCGCGCCAAGCGCACCGUGGAGCUGCAGUACGAGGAGGCCAGCACUCGCAUCAACGAGCUGAGCACUGCCAAUGUCAACCUGGUCUCGAUCAAGUCCAGGCUGGAGCAGGAGCUGACCGUGGUUGCUUCCGACUACGAGGAGGUGUCCAAGGAGCUGCGCAUCAGCGACGAGCGUUACCAGAAGAUCCAGGUUGAGCUGAAGCACGUUGUCGAGCAGGUGCAUGAGGAGCAGGAGCGCAUUGUCAAGCUUGAGACCAUCAAGAAGUCUUUGGAAGUCGAAGUCAAGAACUUGUCCAUUCGUCUGGAAGAGGUUGAGCUGAAUGCCGUUGCCGGCAGCAAGCGCAUCAUCAGCAAACUGGAGGCUCGCAUUCGCGAUCUGGAGCUGGAGCUGGAAGAGGAGAAGCGUCGCCAUGCCGAGACCAUCAAGAUUCUGCGCAAGAAGGAGCGCACCGUCAAGGAGGUUAUUGUGCAGUGCGAGGAGGACCAGAAGAACAUCAUUCUGCUGCAGGAUGCCCUCGACAAGACCACUGCCAAGAUCAACAUCUACAGGCGCCAGCUUUCCGAGCAGGAGGGCGUCUCCCAGCAGACCACCACCCGUGUGCGCCGUUUCCAGCGCGAACUGGAGGCCGCCGAGGAUCGUGCCGACUGUGCCGAGUCCAACUUGAAUCUGAUCCGCGCCAAGCACCGCACAUUCGUCACCACCUCCACCGUGCCCGGCUCCCAGGUGUACAUCCAGGAGACAACAAGAACGAUCACCGAAUAGAUCAUCGAUCCCACACCCGCACUAACACCAAAAAGCAGAGAGAUCAUUUUUUAAUUUACUCAAAACUCAAUCAAUCAGAGAGGAAGAUCAAUGAGAUUUCAGGUGCGAGAUUGGAGCAGAGAAAUUUUGCGUGAGAAAGUUUUUUUAUAAUUUAAAUUUUUUGCCAUCCCCUCGCCGAAGAAAGCGAACAAGAUCCCCCAAGCGGCAACGGCGUGGGCCAUUCGUAUAGGUUAUACACUAUAAAUACAAUAACACUACACAUCCUAUCUAUAUAAUAAUAAUACUAUUUUGAAGUUCAUGUAAUUUAAUUAAAAUAAUGAACCUGGAAAACCCAAAAACCAAAUAAAAAACCAAAAUCAACGAAAACUUUGGCACAGUUUUUGCAAAAGAGAGAUCUAGCAUUAGCGAUAGAGAGAGAGAGAGAGAGAAACAGAGAAGAGAGUUGUUGUUGGCUUUCAAAUAUAAAUAUCAAACAAUAUCAAUCAUGAUAUAUGGCGAUGAAAAUGUAGAGAUGGAGAAUGGAAAACCAUUUAGCAAGCAGCAAACGCGCAACGAGUUACGUUACCCGAGUUACAACCGCUUCUACUAUUUGUUUUUAGUUCACUUUAUGUUUAGUAGGUAAAUUUUCUGUGUGCUCGCAACCAACCCAUUUUCAAUUUUACAAAACCAA
Messenger RNA from Drosophila guanche, 3566 nucleotides. RefSeq names its product paramyosin, long form (gene Prm). The transcript is spliced from 9 exons. Gene Ontology annotation, biological process: peptidyl-threonine phosphorylation; actomyosin structure organization. Gene Ontology annotation, cellular component: myosin complex; cytoplasm; cytoskeleton. Gene Ontology annotation, molecular function: protein serine/threonine kinase activity. The coding region runs from base 257 to 2896 and encodes 879 amino acids. NCBI's taxonomy places the organism in Eukaryota, Metazoa, Arthropoda, Insecta, Diptera, Drosophilidae. The record is from RefSeq and is a predicted model, not a curated record.